Messenger RNA from Peniophora sp. CBMAI 1063, 1662 nucleotides. Lineage: Eukaryota; Fungi; Basidiomycota; Agaricomycetes; Russulales; Peniophoraceae. The record is from the annotation of a GenBank genome assembly.
AUGCUUCUCACUAUACCCGUUGUACUCCACCUGUCCACUCUAUCUGCGUACUAUCUCUCGAGUGUGAAGGCAACGGACAAUCUCUCUAUUCCAGAUGCCUGGCAGAAAACAUCAAAUAUGAGCCGUGAUACUCGUGGCGAACUCGUAUAUGAUGCAGCCGCGACUCUAGCUCAAAACGUCAAUCCUUUGUCGGGAACGACAACCGAGUUUAAAUCGGACAUCCAAGAGCUCGCUGGUUUCUUUGCCGUACUCGCACUGCAAGACUACUAUAGCGCUGACAACACUUCUUGGCACACCGAAGGGGUCGACACCCUGAAGCUCUACAUCCAGAACAAUGGUCUCUACGGCCCCGGACUCACGGAGUCCCAUGUCUAUGCCGACGUCAUAUACUGGGGUCUUGUGGCGUUUUACUCUUACAGAAGUUACCGGGAAGGGACGCUUCUGGACUUGGCGAAGGAAGCAUACAAUGUCACGUAUCAAGGGUUCAUAACACCGGACAUUGCGACUCAGGGCAGUGGUGCAACACGAAAUGUAUCUUUCGCCCCUUCCACUCCAGGUUGCGGGAAAGGCAGGUCUUCUGCUGGCGGGGUUUUCUCCUACGCUGGGAUCCCGAACGAUACCGAAAUAAGCAUCUGGAGUACUGGUCCAUUUAUGACAUUAUCUGCGUAUCUGUUCGAAGAGACUAAUGAUACUCACUAUCAACAAGCGGCCCAGCUGUCUGUCGAUUUCCUCACCACAUUCAUGUGGAAUGGAUCAGUUGUCGCAGACAAGUUUUACCCAACGACUUGCAACACGUCGUUUAAGCCGUUAGUGUUGAACCAGGCGUGGUUUAUAGAAGGACUAUCAGUGUGGGCUAAUGUUACGAAGAACGACACACUCGUAUCGUUCCUUGGGGAUGUUAUUGCGAAUGUGACUACAUUCCCUGGUUGGACUUCGUCGCCUGGCGGUGUUUUGAACCCAGCCAACCUUGAUUCAGACGCCAUGUAUCAGGACAACCCAGGCCUUCUCGUCCGAAGUCUCACCGAAGUCUACAUGCGCACUCCUGGCACAGAGCUUUCCCGUUAUAUCGAGGCUUAUCUUACAGUCCAGUUCAACGCUCUGAGCCACCGGCAGCUACUAGGACCUAAUGCUAGUUUUUACUCACAAACAUGGGUCAACCCUGGAGCUUCUUCCUUCGACGUUCGAGGUAGUAUCGCCGCCGUGGACGCCCUCAACGCUGGUUAUGCCUUGGCACCUACUACGUCAAGACACCGGCCCACCAACAAGUCCGCCAAGAUACGUACGGUGAUCGGCGCCGUAAUUGGUGGUGUCUGUGCAGCAAUCAUCGCACUCCUCGCAGCUCUGGUCUUCCGGCGCCAUCGUCAGCUAAAACACACUUCCGCUGAAGGCGAUACCAACUCGACUGAGAAUGUUAACCCAUUCUUGUCACAUCCUACCUACAGGCAGACUACAAAGUCCUCAGAAGAACGCGCCUUGGAGAUGCUGCCAACUUCUCAGAGCAUGUCACAGCAUGCAUCAAUCGGGGACGAGAGGGCUUUAGCCACACAAGCGCUAGGAGCAGACGAUGAGAUGGCUGAACUGCCGACCUUGGUUCGCCGCCUAAACAACCUUCUAUCGCGCGGACGGCAACCGAUGGAACCGCCGCCGAGUUAUGAGCAGUAG